Spinacia oleracea (spinach) is the source of this 1338-nucleotide messenger RNA. RefSeq lists its product as uncharacterized. The transcript has 2 exons. The coding region runs from base 1 to 1338 and encodes 445 amino acids. NCBI's taxonomy places the organism in Eukaryota, Viridiplantae, Streptophyta, Magnoliopsida, Caryophyllales, Amaranthaceae. The record is from RefSeq and is a predicted model, not a curated record.
AUGUGUGAUAGAAAGCGUGAUCGAAAAUCACCAAAAGUGUUGCGCUAUUUCCCACUAAAACCAAGGUUGCAAAGGUUGUUUAUGUCAUCUAAAACCGCAAGUGACAUGAGGUGGCAUGCUGAAAGUAGAGAAGAAGAGCCAGGAGUCCUUACACAUCCAGCGGACGGCAAAGCUUGGAAGCAUUUUGAUGAGAAACAUCCGUCCUUUGCUUUAGAAACUCGAAAUAUUAGGUUAGGUUUAGCAAGUGACGGGUUCAAUCCAUUUGGAGGGCUUAGUAAUGACUAUAGUAUAUGGCCAGUUGUACUUGUUGUUUAUAACCUUCCUCCAUGGAUGUGUAUGAAGCAACCUUACACCAUACUAUCUUUGUUAAUUCUUGGGAAAAGUGGGCCGGGAAAUAACAUUGAUGUAUACUUGCAACCGUUAGUUGAAGAAUUAAAGGAGCUGUGGGAAUCUGGGGCCAAGACUUAUGAUGUUUCCAAACAUGAAUAUUUUCAUAUGCGAGCUGCAUUAUUAUGGACCAUUAAUGACUUUCCCGCUUAUGCAAAUUUGUCAGGAUGGUCUACCAAGGGGUAUAAAGCAUGCCCUCGUUGCAUGAGUGAAACUCCUUCUACUUGGCUACCUAACAAUGGAAAAUGUUGUUACAUGGAUUAUCGUCUAUUUUUGCCUACUGAUCAUAAAUGGCGAGAUAGUAAAUCCUUUAAUGGGAAAGUAGAAAGAAGAGGCCCUCCAAAUGAAUUAACUGGUGAGGAAAUUUUGGCUCAGGUUAGUGAUCUGGAAAACAUGAAAUUUGGAAAAAAAUCACCAUCACUGCCAAAGAGAGAUGAUAACUGGAAGAAAAAGAAUAUUGAGGGAAAAUCCAAGGAUAAUUUAAAGGCUAGGCAUGAUCUCAACUGUUUAAAAAUCAUGAAACACCUUGCUCCUAAAUUGAUCGGUGGAAAAUGGCAUAUUCCUCCCGCACCAUACACAUUGUCUAAGGCCGAGAAAGAAAAGUUCUGCAAGUUUUUGGAGGAUUUAAAAGUUCCAGAUGGAUAUUCAUCUAAUAUCUCAAAAUGCAUAAAUUUGUAUAAGCGUAAAAUAUCGGGUCUCAAGUCCCAUGAUUGUCAUAUGAUUCUUGAGCAAUUAUUGCCACUUGCAAUUCGUAGAGUUUCAUCUCCUAAAGUAUAUGGGGCAGUAGUUCAAUUAAGUGCAUUUUUCAAAGAUUUGUGCUCUAAGUCGUUGAAAGUAGAAGACUUGGACAAUAUGGAACGUGAAAUUGUGGUCAUAUUGUGUGAGAUGGAAAAGAUUUUUCUUCCAUCAAUUUUUGAUGUGAUGGUGCACUUGUGUAUACACCUCGCAUGA